UGACGAACCAGAGAUUAAAACGUUAUCACAGUUGCGAUUUGUUUCACCUGAUUGAUGUCAUUAUAAAAAAUGAACGUGUCGCGUGUACUUUUAGCAUUCUUCUCGCGGAACUGCCGCCACCGAAGCAGCCGAAAAGAACGCACAUAAACUAGACGCUAUCAUAGCUAAAGAUUAUAGUAAACGUGGUGUAUCAUCAAAUAUUCUCGUAUAGGUAUUUUCGCAUCUAUAUCCAUCAUACGGAUGUCCUCGCGCCACUGAAGCAACAUUUUAUCAUAUAUAAUACUUACACGGUUUCACCAUCAACGUCCAAAAUGUUCAACAAAAUAUCCAUUAACCAUCUAAAACUGUUUUUCACGACCAGUGUCAUGUCGUUUCAACAGUUCGUCAUUGGUGGAGUAUUUGGAUUUUCCGCCGUCAUACUGCCACAACUUGAACUACCCAGUGCUCUAAUCAAAGUCGAUGGUGACCAAGCGUCCUGGAUAGCAAGUUUUCCGCUCUUGUUAUGCCCUAUUGGUUCACUGGUGUUUGGCUAUUUAUCCGAUAGAUUCGGCCGAAAGCUAUCGUUACAGCUUACGUACGUACCGUUGAUUAUCAGCUGGUCGUUGCUCAGCCACGCCGAGUGCUUGCAAGACAUUUACAUCGGCAGACUGAUUACCGGACUGUCUACCGGUACCGGCGGCGUGAUCUACGUGUACAUAGCCGAGACGAGCCCGACGGACUGCCGGUCGUUCUUCCUGUUGAUCUACACGCUGUUCGUAGGACUGGGCUUGAUGACGUCCGCGAUUUUGGGCGCACUGUUCCACUGGCGCACGGUGGCCGUCGUGUUCGCCGUGAUGUGCGCCGUCGGUUUCGUCGCGCCGUUCUUCGUGCCGUCCACGCCGAUGUGGCUGCGGUCCCGCGGCCGGAACGAGGAGGCCCGAAAGGUCGAGAAGUGGUUCGGGUUCGAGCCGGACCACAUCGACGACCUGCCCACGCUGCCACCGCCGCCUUGCGCUGCCGCGGCCAUGGCCACGCUUAGCCGGGCCGACUCGACGGUUGGCGCGAUCAUGGAAAAGAACGUGAGCUGCUGGGCCUUGUACACGGGGCCCACCGUCUGGAAGCCCACGCUCGCCGCCCUCGCGUUCUUCUGCUGUCAGCAGGCCUCCGGGUUCUACGUGUUGCUGUUCUACUCGGUGGACGUGAUGCGCGACUGCCGCGUGUCCAUCGACGGCAUGACCGCCGCCGUGUACCUGUGCGCCGCCCGACUGGCCGGCACCGUCAUCAGCCUCUUGUUCCAGUCGGCCACCAAGCGCACGCUCACCGCUUUCUCGGGCCUGGGCAUGUGCGUGUCCAUGUCCGCGGUGGUCGGUUACCUGUACGCGUACAGCGAUGUGCCCGACCCACCGGCCACCGAUUUUCUGAUCGUGCCGUUCCUGUUCUACGUGUUCUUCGCCAUGUUCGGCGUGCUGCCGUUACCGUGGAGCGUGUGCGGCGAGAUGUUCCCGAUGGCCGUCAAGGGCACCAUGAACGGCGUCAUGUACUCAUGCGGUUACGAACUCAUGUUCGUCGCCAUCAAGGUGUACCCGAUGCUGGUGUACGCUUACGGCAUCCGGGCUGUGUGGACCGCGUCCGCGUGCACGUGCUUCAUUACCUCGCUGUUCGGAGCGUUCGUCCUGCCCGAGACCACCGGAAAGACGCUAAACGAGAUUGUCGACGGGUUCAGAUCGUCCAGCGACAAGGCUCGCAACAAAAAACCCGCCAAGCCUCAAAUACCCUAAACCCGACCACACACCGUCCCAAACCCGGUUUCAAAGUAUUAUUUAUUUGUCGUCGUCUACCUCGUAGUCGGGUUGGUUACGUGUUGGUAUCACAAAAAAUAAAGCCGGGUUCACAGUUGGGUACGUCGUCUGUCGUGUCGUG
Molecule: messenger RNA, 1899 nt
Organism: Rhopalosiphum maidis (corn leaf aphid)
Lineage: Eukaryota; Metazoa; Arthropoda; Insecta; Hemiptera; Aphididae
Product: facilitated trehalose transporter Tret1-like
Exons: 4
Coding region: 312-1757 (481 amino acids)
Biological process (GO): transmembrane transport
Cellular component (GO): membrane
Molecular function (GO): transmembrane transporter activity
Source: RefSeq, a predicted model, not a curated record